GAGAGAGAGAGAGAGAGAGAGCGAGAGCAGUAAUGGCGGCCGGUUAGAUCCAUACACCGACACAGCGUCCGCAACCAGUCGCAUUCACCGCAGCCCUCCGGGGGCAGCCAGCCUCACACAUCGCGGCGGAGCUUGCGCUACAGACACGGAGUGGAGACACGGGCUUCAGGGCGGACGGGAAUCCUUUAGUGGGCCGCUGCUGCUUCUGCUGCUUGGGACUUUGCUUUUACUUUUCUAAAAAAAAAAAAAAAAAAAAAAAAAAAAGACAUGGAUGAGCACCCCGGCGGAGGAGGGGUCGGAGCGGGCGCUCCGCGACAGCCUCCGACGCCGCAGCAGCAGCCGGGUAGCAAUAGCAGCGCUAAUCCGCCAAUCGGAGGCAGUGGAAGCGGAGGAAGUAGCGGUGCCGGAGUCAUGGUGCCGGUCCAGCCGGACGAGCUGCCCCGGCCGCAGCAGCAAUACACCAUCCCCGGCAUCCUACACUACAUCCAGCACGAGUGGGCCCGGUUCGAGAUGGAGAGGGCGCAUUGGGAGGUGGAGAGGGCCGAGCUCCAGGCGAGGAUAGCGUUCCUGCAGGGAGAGAGGAAAGGUCAGGAGAACCUGAAGAACGACCUGGUUAGAAGAAUAAAAAUGUUAGAAUAUGCUCUAAAGCAGGAAAGAGCAAAAUAUCACAAAUUAAAAUAUGGAACAGAGUUAAACCAAGGGGAGAUGAAGAUGCCAAGUUUUGAAUCAGACACCAAAGACUCAGAGGUCUCUGCUGUACCUGCCAACAGCCAGCUCACCUGGAAACAAGGAAGACAGCUACUCAGACAAUACCUGCAGGAAGUCGGAUACACAGACACCAUCCUGGACGUUCGUACCCAGAGGGUUCGCUCUCUGCUCGGCUUGUCAGGAUCCGAGCAGAACGGAUCUGUGGAGAACAAGAACCUGCAGCACCUGAUCAACGGAACGGAGCGCCGCAAAGACAGCAAGAGGAGUCCAGGUGAUGUUCUGGAGACGUUCAACUUCCUGGAGAACACAGAGGACAGCGAUGAAGAGGACGAGGAGGGAGACCUGAUGGACGACAUCAGCACAGACAAACACCAUCGAGUCAAGAAACACAAGACCAAGGUUGGGAACGAGGGCUUGGCGUCAGAGGACGACGCUGACACAGAAGAGGCACUGAAGGAGUUUGACUUCUUAGUGACGGCCGAGGACGGAGAGGGAGCGGGUGAAGCUCGGAGCUCUGGAGACGGGACAGAGUGGGCGGAGCCUCUGCCGUUUCCUCCCGGUGGGGGGAAGUCCUUCCUGUUGGGUGGGUCGGAUGACGUCUUGGAGAGUGUGCUGGGUUUGGGUGACCUUGCUGACCUCACCGUCACAAACGACGAAACAGACUACAGCUACGACAUGCCAUCCAGUAAGGAGUCUUCGUUCAGGAAGACGUGGAACCCAAAGUACACACUGCGGAGCCACUUUGACGGCGUUCGAGCGCUGGCCUUCCACCCUGUCGAGCCCUGCCUGGUCACCGUGUCCGAGGACCACACUCUCAAACUGUGGAACCUCACCAAGACUGUCCCUGCCAAAAAAAGUGCCUCCUUCGAUGUGGAACCCAUCUACACCUUCAGAGCCCACGUGGGUCCGGUGUUGUCGUUAGCGAUGACGUCCAGUGGUGAGCAGUGUUUCAGUGGAGGCAUCGACGCGACCAUCCAGUGGUGGAACAUCCCCAGCUCCAAUGUUGACCCCUACGACACCUACGAUCCCAGCGUCCUUGCAGGGUCAUGGGUGGGGCAUACGGAUGCUGUGUGGGGAUUGGCUUACAGUGGCAUCAAGAACCGCCUCCUGUCGUGCUCGGCAGACGGGACGGUAAAGCUGUGGAACCCGACAGAGAAAAACCCCUGCAUCUGCACUUUCAACACAAACAAGGAGCAUGGGAUCCCCACAUCAGUGGACUUUAACGGCUGUGACCCCGCCCACAUGGUGGCGUCCUUUAACAGUGGAGACGUGGUGGUAUACGACCUGGAGACCUCCCAGCAUGCACUGGUGCUGAAGGGGCAGGGAGACAGCACCCUCCCAGGGUCAAAUCAUAUCAAUAAGGUGGUGAGUCAUCCCACGCUGCCCGUCACCAUCACCGCUCACGAAGACCGACACAUCAAGUUCUACGAUAACAAGUCAGGUAAAGUGAUUCAUGCCAUGGUGGCUCACCUGGAUGCAGUGACCAGCCUGGCUGUGGAUCCUAACGGGAUCUACCUGAUGUCUGGCAGUCACGACUGCUCCCUGCGUCUGUGGAACCUCGACAGUAAAACGUGUGUUCAGGAGAUCACAGCUCACCGUAAGAAGAGCGAGGAGGCCAUCUACGACGUGGCCUUCCACCCCUCCAAGGCCUACAUCGCCUCCGCCGGAGCUGACGCCCUCGCCAGGGUCUACGUCUAGACGAGGAAGAGGAGAAGAAGAAGCAGACGAACGUGGGGCGAGAGACUCAGACAGACACACAGAGAGAGAGAGGACAGGCUCGUCUGUUCACACACACAAAGGAUUCAGGUCUCUGCAGGUCUGGGAACAGAAUAUAUAUAAAUGAAAGACUGGAGGCGAUGAAGACCUUUUACUGGACGACUGAAAACACUCACACACUCAAACACACACUCACACAGUCUAAGUGAAGAGGUGGAGCGUUGCGGUCUCCCUCCCUCCGACCCACUGACGAGACGUUCAGCAGCAGAGACGUUUAAAUCUGCAGGUCAACACACAGCAGCUCACCUGUCCUGCCAUGUCCCGAACAUGUAGCUCUGAUGACACUACAAAAAGUCCCGCCCCCACCCGUGUUAGCGCUCAGACGGGAGGAGACAGUCCCUCCGGUCGGCUCUCGGUAACGUCCUUGUUUCUGUCUGCGUUUCAGUAGUUCGGUGUGUUUUUCCUCUUCCCGUGGAACUGACCCUGAUCAGAGACAUCACACCCACGUGUUUCCGUGUUUGCUUCUCAGCUGGAAACGGUUUGAGCAUCAGUCCCUCAGAGAUGUUCAGCGGUGGAACGAGUCCAGCUCCCGGUGCAGCAGCCCCGCUGACUCCCCGCUGACUCCCCGUUAACAACCAAUAUCUGCUGCCGUUCAGUUUAUCACAGUGACUGAACCUCGCGUGGAAAAUCAACCAUCCAUCAUCCUGAUUGAACCAUUGAUCGGUGAAUCGGUAAUGAGAACAAUGAUUAUUGGCCCUAAAUGAAAGAAGCUCGUGCUGCUGCUGUGUGUGCAGCGGCAGCAGCUGCUCAGUACCCGACACCUGGCGUCGGUGCUUCACCUCCACACCACACAGGUACAGCUCCGCCGCAAAACAUGCUGCGGUUCGGAGGAAGAUGAUGCUGAAUGUGAGCCGCAGCGGAGGAAGCGUCUGAGGCGGGUUUUCCUUUAAAGCGUCAGCCUCCAGCUGCAGCACAGCUGGAGCACAGCUGGAGCGGGCCGGCCAACAGAUCGUCCGAUGUUUUAACCCACUGCUGAUUUUUAAUUAUUCAGUCUAAGCAAAAACAGCUGUGGUCAGAUUUUAAGCUUCCCGCCGGUUUUAAAGUUCUUAAGGAAUUUAAAAACUCUGACUCAGCAUAUCUGUUUUUUUUUUUCUUUUUUUUAACUUUUAACUUCAUGGUUCAAUAAAUCUAGUUUUUAUCAUCUCUUUUAAAAAGCUGUCCUGUUCACCCACCCAGCGCUGCCGUGAAGACGCUCCCUGGGAAACUCCCUGACUCCAGCCACUGAUCCAGGGUCUGCUGCUGUUCUGAACGUUACCCAGAGUUUGGCUGCAGAAGAGAAAGUUGUGCUGCGUCACGUUAUUUUAGCAGAGAGGUGAUAAAGUUCUGCAGCGACGGCACAAAUGAUUAUGAAAGAUUUUCGAUCAGUGUGUUGAAGUGAAACAUCUCAGCCGUUUUUUUUUUUUUUUUUGUGCUGUUUCAGUUGAGCCUGUUAAUAAACUGCGAUACAUCUGAAUUUCCAGCGUCCGUGAACUCAGCACAGUCUGGGUCAGAGUGUCUGCUGCGGGACGUCCUCACACCUCCGCGGUGAGGAGCUGCAGGUCCUCCUCCUCCUCCUCCUCCUCCUGUCACUGUGUGGUUUUUCUCUUCAUCACAUCAUUAGACGGUUUUCAGUCUUUCUGAGGAGAGAAAUGUCCCGGGCCUGAUCUGAGACCUGCUCUCGGGGACUUUGAUCCUCAUUUCUGUCUUUAAAUUUCAUAGUUUGAAUGAAGGGAUUCGUAUCGGCUCCUAAUCGAUCACAACUCCAAACAAAAUCUUUUUAUUUUCGUUUUCUUUUCACCCACGCUACAACUUACUGUGUAACUAAAGACUUUUGUUUGUGUAAUGCAUGAUUAAUACAAUAAAAGUAUUUUUUCUAGUCUUCCGAAAAUGGAUAAAAAAAGUUCUGAUCAGUUUGCGAGUUUUGUAAGUUUUUUUUUUUUUGAUUUACAAACUAUGAAACAGCAGAUUUUAAAGAUUGUACCACAUAGCAGAAUACAACUGUUGAAAUGUAUAUAAAAUGUCUAUAAUAACUAUUAAAUGGUGUAACUGUA
This is a messenger RNA of Toxotes jaculatrix (banded archerfish), 4514 nucleotides long. RefSeq names its product striatin, calmodulin binding protein 3 (gene strn3). NCBI's taxonomy places the organism in Eukaryota, Metazoa, Chordata, Actinopteri, Toxotidae. Gene Ontology annotation, cellular component: dendrite. Gene Ontology annotation, molecular function: protein-containing complex binding; protein phosphatase 2A binding; calmodulin binding. The record is from RefSeq and is a predicted model, not a curated record. The transcript is spliced from 16 exons. The coding region runs from base 268 to 2406 and encodes 712 amino acids.